Daphnia pulicaria is the source of this 847-nucleotide messenger RNA. Its product is annotated as vitelline membrane outer layer protein 1 homolog. The record is from RefSeq and is a predicted model, not a curated record. The coding region runs from base 87 to 713 and encodes 208 amino acids. The transcript is spliced from 3 exons. Lineage: Eukaryota; Metazoa; Arthropoda; Branchiopoda; Diplostraca; Daphniidae.
GGGGAGAAAAUCAAUUCAGUGAUCAUCAGUUUCUCAGUUUCUCCAGUGGCAAGCACUCCCGAAAACAAGCAAAGUUGGAUUAAAAAAUGACUAAACUGAUGCAAUUCGUUGCUCUCGCGGCCGUUCUUGGCUGUUUUCUACCCACGACGGUUACGGCCCAGUCAAGCCCAAGUUGGGGCCGAGUCCAGUACUGCCCCCGAGGUCAAAAGGCCGUUGGAUUUCGAUUGGCAUUUGAGGAUUUAAGUGCUAGAAGACUUGUGACCAUUGUUUUCAUUUGCACACGUGGAAGUAGGAUUACCUCGCCCGCAACAUCUAGGGGAAUUCCGGGUCGAACACGCAUUUGCCGGCCUGGCAGAUUCUUAACAUCGUGUCGAUUACAACUGGUACGACCCGGGAAAAACACGAGGGCCAACAAUUUGAACUGCAGGUGCAACGACGGACAGACACUUCAAGGGGACGGGAGCAAAGUUGGCGUUUGGCAUGGAUGGUCCCGUAGCUGUCGCAACGGCAUCGUGGGUUUACAGACGAAAACGAGAAGAGGAUUUAUCUACGACGCUAGAUUCCCCUGUUCCCGCCCACGCCCAAGUGCUGAAGCAGCAGAGAUAGAAGAAGUAGAAGAAGAAGUAGAAGUAGAAGAAGAAGUAGAAAUAGUAGAAGAAGUAGAAGAAGUAGAAGAAGAAGUAGUAGAAGAAUUAGAAGAAGAAGUAGAGUAAAGAACAGACGAUUCUAUUUAUGGACUCGUUGCUGGGCAAUUCCAGACUUAUUUCUUUAUUCUAAUUAAUAAUAUUUUUCUGUUCUUCUAAUGGGGUAGAAAUGGGAUAGAAAUAUACUUUUCAAUUGGCAAUAA